This is a messenger RNA of Amorphotheca resinae ATCC 22711, 7044 nucleotides long. RefSeq lists its product as hypothetical. Lineage: Eukaryota; Fungi; Ascomycota; Leotiomycetes; Helotiales; Amorphothecaceae. Gene Ontology annotation, cellular component: cytoplasm; ubiquitin ligase complex. Gene Ontology annotation, molecular function: ubiquitin protein ligase activity; zinc ion binding. The coding region runs from base 265 to 6783 and encodes 2172 amino acids. Gene Ontology annotation, biological process: protein ubiquitination; ubiquitin-dependent protein catabolic process via the N-end rule pathway. The transcript is spliced from 2 exons. The record is from RefSeq and is a predicted model, not a curated record.
CACAACUGACCACUCCCCCAUAUCGCCACCACUUUUCAUCGAUCGUCUCACCUGUGACACGUUUUCCUGAGUGAAUACUCAAGUAUUGGGCUAGACGCUUGGGAAGCUCAUUUUUACGAUCUCACUUCGUCGUCCAUGCACCUCUCUCGCGAUAAGCCAUUCACAGUAUUGUCCAUCACCACCAACGAACACACCCUCGAGCCAGACAGCUUCGAGUAAUACGGCAUGCAGGCCAGUCUCCUGGAGACAAAAUCAUAGAACAAUAUGGUGCACCAAAUGACAACGCAAGAACUGCAGCUAUGCGACUUCCUUAAGACCUUACCCCGCGUACACCACAAUCGAUACACAGAACAGGCGGCGAACGAGCUUAUAAAGUCGCUCUUCUGGUCUCUAGCUGGCGGACGUCAAGAUUUCAUGCGACUCUUCUUCCCAGAUAAUGCUCGGCCGCCUGCUAACGCAACAUGGAAGCUUAGACAAGCCCAGGCUGGGGUGGACAAGGAUGAUUUCACUGAGGCGGCGAGGGGCAAGGCUUGUGGGCAUAUCUUCAAAUCAGGUGAAGCUACAUACAGAUGCAAGACAUGCAGUGUUGAUGAUACCUGUGUCCUCUGCAGCCGGUGUUAUAAUUCCUCGGACCAUACUGGACACAGGAUAUACGUCAGUGUGUCGAUGGGAAAUAGCGGCUGCUGUGAUUGCGGAGAUCCCGAGGCCUGGCGACUCCCUGUAAAUUGUUCGAUACACACAGCUCGCGAUGAUGAAUCCAGAGGGAAGGAAAAGGGCAAAGCAAGAGCCCUACCGCCGGCUCUGGCCGAGAGCAUACGUAUGACGAUUGGGAGGGUGUUUGACUACAUCUGCGAUGUUAUCUCCUGCUCCCCGGAGCAGCUACGGUUACCGAAAUCAAGGGAGUCUAUACUACAGGACGAGAAGAUGUCACGGCUCGGAUCUCAGUACUAUAAUGGGGAUAUUGUGGAGGACCCUUGCGAAUUUGCCUUGCUGUUAUGGAAUGACGAGAAGCAUACGGUCAUAGAGGUCGGUGAACAGGUUGCAAGAGCAUGCAAAGUCACCAAGGCUGAGGGUAUGAGACGAGCCCACGAGACGGAUGAUAUCGGUCGGAGUAUUGUGAAAUAUAGUUUCGACGUGGAUGAACUGCUUCACGUAUCAAGGGUGAUCGAGCAAAUCAAAGUCACGGUCACGAUCCGCUCAGCGCGAGAUACUUUCAGAGAACAGAUGUGUGGGACAAUCAUCGAAUGGCUGGGUGAUAUUGCUCAAUGUAGUGUCGGUCCUGACCACGACAUCCUACGUCAGGUUAUCUGUGAAGAGAUGCUCAAGCCUUGGAGCACUGGCAGCGAGGCAAGUAAUCGAGAUGUGGGAAUGAAAGGCAUUGAUGACCACGAGACGGAUGAACAAAACGAUUUCAGACGUUUGCUAAUUCAUCGUCAACAAGAGGUCUUGCGGCAGGCGGCCCUUGUUGCGACUGUUGAUCUUGAUCAAGACCUUGAUGAUGACGACGACGAAGGGCCUGAUAUCGAAGUUGAGGUAGAAGUCAUGGAAGAUGAUGGGGGCAUGUCUACUGAUGGGGAGGAUGAUGAAGCUUUUGAUACUGACCUAGUGGGAACAAGAGGGGCGGGUAAUUUCCGGGGGGUAAUGCAGCCAGAGACUGACACUGAUGGCGAUAUCGACAUGACUCAAAAUGAACCUGAGGAUCCUCUCGAAGUAGAGGAGGCUGUUAUGGCUGGCUGGCCGCCGCCACCACCACCCCCUCCUCCACCACAGAGACCAAUACGAGAUCGAGAUAUUACCCCUUCGGAUUCCGACACUGCUGAAAUGCAACCGCUAAUUUCACAUAAUGUCUAUGCCAAAGCCAAUUUGGAUAUUCCCAAAACUCCAAGAAACGUUGUACGAGAAAAGGCACCACCAAAGCCUGCUCGAUAUUGGCUUGAAGCCCCAAAAGCUUUCACUGACAGAGACUCGGUUCCCAUCCAUGAGGACCUCUGGCAGCGCUUGCGGCUUGAUUGGAUGAUUCUUUUUGAUCUGCGGAUGUGGAAGAGGGUCCGAGUUGAUCUACGUGAUCUAUACAUAUCAACUGUUGUCACGAUUCCGCAGUUCAAGCGCAUCCUUGGCUUACGCUUUGCUGGUCUCUACACGACCCUGGCACAACUUUACCUUAUUGCCGAUCGGGAGCCAGAUCAUUCCAUUAUCAACAUUUCGUUACAAAUGUUGACUACACCUUCCAUCACAGCCGAGAUUGUUGAGAGAGGUAACUUUCUGACAAAUUUGAUGGCAAUACUAUACACUUUCCUCACUACUCGGCAAGUUGGGCACCCUUAUGAGGUCUUUCCAAAUGCUGUUCUAGCUUUCGAUUCUGGAUCAGUCACAAAUCGUCGAAUGUAUCAUUUCUUCAUGGACCUGAGAUACCUCUUCAGUUCGCCGCACGUCCAAGAGAAGUUGCGCACCGAAGAAAGAUACAUGAUGCAGUUCUUGGAUCUCGUCAAGCUACAUCAAGGCAUAUGCCCGAAUGUCAGAGCCGUUGGAGAGCAUGUUGAGUAUGAGACAGAUGCUUGGAUCAGCGCAUCGCUGAUAACCCGGGAAAUCAAUCGAUUGUGCAGGCACUUCUCGGAGGCUUUCAAAUUGGACGCUGGCGACGACCUUACUUACGUCUCCAGAGCUAUCAGACUUGCGGCAAAGGCAGUCAUACUCAACUCACUUGGAACCGAGAGAAAGCGCUUUACCCAGGCAGAGAUAAAGGAUGAGAUUAAGUUCAAGAAGGUCGGCGACUACGAGUUCGAUACCACUGAGAAGUCAAACAGCGUCUUGCAACAUUUGGUUGUCAAAUUCGUAGUAGAAUCUCAGCCGAUCAGUUUUCAUCAUGCCCUUCAUUAUACUCUUUCAUGGCUCAUUGAAUGCGGGAAGAGCAUGCCUCGCCAGCAGCUUAUUCAACUGUUGAGCUUUACGACAGCAGAUUUACUGCAGAAGCCGAAGGCAAUGGGACAACGAAUCAUGCCAAGCCAGGAUUACACACCGGAGGAUCAUUUGAUGGCUGUAUUCGACUACCCAUUGCGUGUAUGUGCCUGGUUGGCACAAAUGAAGGCAGGCAUGUGGGUGCGUAAUGGCAUGAGCCUCCGCCACCAGCAAGGCACAUACCGUGGUGUACAACAACGAGACGUGUCGCAUCAUCGUGACAUCUUUCUGCUUCAAACCGCCAUGGUUGUCUGCUCACCAGCUCGUGUGCUUGUUUCUAUGAUCGAUCGCUAUGGCUUAGAGCAUUGGAUGAAGGGGAUCUAUGAACAGAAGUCAGACGGGCUGGAAGAUGGCCAGGUCCUUGAGGUUGCUGAAGAACUGAUCCAUCUUCUAAUCAUUUUGAUUAGUGACCGGACUACACUAAUCUCGAAUGGAGAAGGAUUAAGCCCCCACGUCCUUGCAAUGCGUCGUGAUAUCACUCAUGUUCUCUGCUUCAAGCCGUUGUCAUUCUCGGAGAUUUGCAGCAAGCUGCCCGACAAGUUCCAAGACCAAGAGGAAUGCCAGGAUAUCCUUGAUGAGAUGACAACUUUCAAGCCUCCGGAGGGUCUAAAUGAUGUUGGGACUUUCGAGCUGAAGGAACAUUUCCUGGAAGAUAUCGAUCCCUACAUUGCUCAUUACAGCAAGAACCAGCGAGAGGAAUCCGAAAAUGCUUACAAGCAGUGGAUGGCAAAGAAGACAGGUCGGAACGCCUCUGAUAUAGUGUUUGAACCCAAGCUUCGCCCGAUUGAAUCCGGUGCAUUCUCAGACCUUUCCGCUUUCACAAGGACGGGGAUCUUUGCCCAGAUCAUUUACUAUGCACUCCUGUACCCCCUUAAGGCUGAGGAAUUGACACCAACCGUCCCUGCCACCAGAGUCGAAACUUUCCUGCAUGUGGUCUUGCAUCUGGUUCUCCUUGCAGUUGCUGAAGACAAGAUCGGUGAAGACGAAAUGUCUGAGGAAUCUCUGCAAUCGUUCGUCUAUAUCGCUCUUACCAGCACUGCUCGGAGCAAUUUCAUGCCCAAUGCACCCGGGUCAAGGACAAUCGCCGCAGUCCUAGAAAUGCUGUCUCAGAAGGAAGCGUUCAAAUCAUGCCAUCCGAAGAUCGCUCUUGUGCUGAAAAGGAUGAAGCAAAAGCGCCCACAAACCUUCGAAACUGCCUUUGCACGGUUAGGGGUUCCUGUUGACAGAAUAUCUACAGCAUCACCUGCAAGUAGCAAUACGCAGGAGGAGCGUGAAAGGAAGAAAAAAGCUGCACUGGAUCGACAAGCCAGAGUUAUGGCGAAAUUUCAACAGCAACAGAAGGAUUUCCUUGAAAACCAGGGUGACAUCGACUGGGGAGAAGAUGAAAUGGAAGAUGAGAACGUCGACCUUGAAGAUGAAGACCACAAAACUUACUAUCAGUUCCCAUCAGGGAAAUGCAUCCUCUGUCAGGAAGAAACUGGGAAGGAUUCUCGCUUAUAUGGAACUUUUGCAUUGAUGACGAAAAGCACCAUAUUGCGACAAACUGACUUCAAAGACCCAGAUUUUGUCCGAGAGGUUGUCAAGACUCCUUUGAGCUUGGAUCGGUCUGCCGACAGUAUUCGACCAUUUGGUGUUGCUGGGGAAAAUCGACAACCAGUCCAUAAAGUUACAUCUAGCGGCGUCGACAUCGUGGAUGAACGUCAAUACAUCGGCAAAGGCUUCCCGUCUAAAUCAACACGGCCUGGGCCUGUAUCCGUUGGGUGUGGGCAUAUCAUGCAUUACAAGUGCUUCGAGGUGUACUACGAAGCAUCGCAUCGACGACAUCACCACCAGUUCGCGCGGCGCCACCCUGAGCGCCUCGACAUGAACGAGUUCAUUUGUCCUCUUUGUAAGGCGUUGGGGAACGCCUUUUUGCCAAUUAUCUGGCCACCGAAGGAGGAGUUAUACCCCGGGCCUCUGGAGACGCGUUCAUCCUUUGAAGAGUGGUUGGAACCGUUCGCCAACAUAUUUGGAGAGGGUGAUAUUAGGAUAAGGCAUGAUAAAAUUGAUGCCAAACUACCUUCUGGGGCCACCAAUCGAAGCUUGACAGUAUUCAUGCAACAUAAUAACGAGUCGAUGACGGGUCCCCUCGCCGCAAGGAUGUCCGAACUGCUCAUUGAUGCUUGGAACACUGUUUCGCCGGCCGUACCAAAUCCAUUUCAAUCUGGAGGUCUUGGAAUUCCUGUACCUGCAGUGGCCAAUGCCCUCUGGCCCGAGAGUCUUGGUCAUGGUUCCAGUUCUGCGAGUAACAAUAACGGGGCAAAUUCCGGGUCUCCCAUGAAAGAACUUGUUGAUAUCUAUCGCCGGUUGAGGGAUACCAUGAUCAGGAACGAGCUUCCUACUAGCCACCCAACAGGCCCACUUGGAGUUGUCAGCGAGAUCUCCCCAAACGACUUCUGUGGUAGUGACACCUUGGCUCAAUCACUUGGCUUCUCUAUAUCAGCUGUAGAAAUACAACAGCGUGGAGUUGCAGCACCAGCCGGUAGCACCUUAUUAGAGACAAUUCCCCAGCAAGCUCUUACCCACCUACGAAUCUUGGCCGAGACUGCAGCUUCUUACGUUUCCAUUGGCGGCAUCAGAUCUGCCGGGGAUAACAGAGUCUCAAAGGAGUUUUGCCAGGAUUACGAGCGUCAAUACUAUCAACUCUUCAUGAAUGAACCUUACCGUGCAGACGUCUGGAAAGGUCUCAAUUAUGAGGUUGAGCCACUGCUGAUUCAGGAUAUCUUUGUCUUCCUCACCGAAUGCUCACUCUGUUUGGCACCGGUGGACGAGAUUGAGAUCAUGCAUCUUGUCCGCCUCUGCUACCUAGCUGAGAUAGUCAAAGUAGUCCUACAGAUAGGUCGCAACCUAGAUCUGGAGACAUGGGAGGAAAUAUUCGAUCAAAAAUACCCCGACGAGACUCCUAAAGAACUCCAGGUAUUUGCUGAGCUAUGUGCAGGGGUGUGGAAUGCAGAUGGCCAGAUAGCAAGCGAUCACAACCCAUCUCCCAACAAGUCCGGUCUGGGGGGGUUAGAGUCGUGUCGUCAAGUUGCGCAAAAAUAUGCUUUGGCUUUCCUUCGAAAGGUCGUCGUCCUCCUCCACGUCCGUUAUGGGAUCGCAUUUCAAAAUCACAUUUCUACAAUCCCUGAUGCCAACGAAUUGGAACGCCUAACCGAAGCAUUGCGCCUCCCGUCAUUUGAUGAGAUGUGUGCACAUAUCCCUGGCCCUGAUUCAGGAUCGACUAUCUCUAUGCUUGCGGAUUGGUGGAUUAAACAUACUCGAGAUUACGAUAGCGGAGACAAAAUCAAUAUCAGCCAUCCCGCCAUCUUCGAGCUCGUUGGGCUACCCAAGAACUACGACGCUUUGAUGGAAGAAACCAUGAAGAGACGCUGUCCUACUACCGGCAAAGACGUAUCAGAUCCCAUGCUCUGCUUGUUUUGUGGCGAAAUUUUCUGCGGACAGAGUGUUUGCUGUUUGAAGGAAGGCCCUGCACGCCGAGGCCGCCGCGCUCAUCAUAUCGGUGGCGCCCAACAACAUAUGUUGAAGUGUCAGAAGAAUAUCGGUCUAUACAUCAACAUCCGCAAAUGCUGCGUCUUCUACCUCUACUACGAAUCCGGGUCCUGGGUGGUGGCUCCAUACAUCGAUAAGUACGGUGAGGUCGACCCGGGAUUGCGGCAUAGUAGGCAGUUGUUCUUGAAUCAGAAGCGCUAUGAUGCGCUGAGGAAUCAGUGGCUAACACACGGGAUUCCAAGCGUCAUCUCUCGGAAGCUGGAGAUGGAUGUUAAUAAUGGGGGAUGGGAAACUAUUUGAGUGCUGCUUGGGUUGGGGCAGCUGUGAUAGGAUUGUGCAUACUGUGCAGGCGUUGAAGAGUGGUUUAGAGGAUGAAAUGGGCCUCAAAAUGAGCUUUUGUUAGGAAGGCGUGUUUGUGUAGCUUGCUUCUUGUCGGUGUUUCUGAUGCGGACUGCGUAGAUAGUUAGAUAACUCGAUGAACUUGGCAGAUUUACUAUAGAUCUGUCCCGAAAAAAAAUAGGGGUAGGGGGUAGUAAAAAUUAAAAAAGAAAGUAUCCUCCU